AUAAGCUCUACAGGAGAGAUUCCAAUGAAAACAACAACAGCAAUAUCUGUUGAGGAAAAAGUUCAAGUGCGUAUGGGAAAAAAUUCAAAUAACAAAUCAUCAUGCAAUUCUGGCAAUUUUGAAUGUACAGCUGUUAAAAAUGUGUCCGAAACUCAUUUAUCAAGAGAAGCUGGUUUGUAUGGAGAAACAGAGAAAGUGAAACUGAUGGAAAAGUCAUCUAGAUUAACUACUGCUGCUAGAAAAUCCCUUCAAAUGAUAGAUUCAUGUAUGAAAAGUUCAGAAAGUCCAUUAGAUACAAAGGUCAAUGAGAUGCCAAACAAUAAUGACCUUAAAUCAACGGAAGACUUUGACACUGCCAGCCGGAGACAACACUGUUUCGAUGACUCGAGUGUAGAAAAAGGGAUCUUAUUAUUCACUGAGAAAGAUGAGGAAAUGGACGAUAUGUCAAGUGAAAGGAUGAAUGGAAAAAUUGAUAUGAACAGCAGAGAUGGAAAAAGGCAUAAAAAUACUGAUUCUGAUUCAAAAAGAAGUGGUUUACUGGAAAAAGACAUAUGUCAAGGAAUUGAGGGUGUCAAUUUCAAUAGGAUUGAUGAAAUGACUGGUGUCAAAACUGGAAAGAAACACAAACUUAGUAGUUCAGUUCUGAUGAAUCCAAUGCCAUGUAUUGGUGACUCUGACAAGGUUGAAACUGAUACACCAGUGGGGACAUUGGGUGGAAGCUUGAGAAAUACUGCUAAAUUAGCAGGUGUCUGCAGCGCUAGUGGGUUUGGAGGAUUCAGUACGGCUGGAGGGACAAAACUCACAGUUAGCAAUACAAGUUUGAAAAAAGCUAUGUCACUAGUUUCAGAUGUUGAUGUGGAUGUUGGAGAUUUGAGGACAGUUAGUGAACCUGAUAACAGCAUUGCUGUUAUGUCAACUGCAAGCAAAUCAGCAGUAUUCAGCACUGCUGGUGAAUCCGGGGGAUUCAGCACUGCAGGAGGGAAGAAACUAAAAGUUAGUGACACAAGUUUGAAAAAAGCAAUGUCUAUAAUUGCAACUGUGGACGAUGACACCAUUAAUACUUCAGACGGAGCGGCUGGACAUAGUGAAUCAAAAUUUAGCACUGAUGGUGGAUCAGUAGGGAAUAAAUCUACAGAAACCAGCACAGAAGAUUGGUUAGGAGGUUUUAACAAUGUGGAUGGGUUAGGAGGAUUCAGCACUGCUGGUGGCAAGAAACUAAAACUAUCUGAAAACAGUAUGAGAAAAGCAAUGUCUAUUAUAUCAGAGGUAGAGGAUACAGAGAACAGAUCCUUGUAUGAUCAGUGUGAAAAGUCCUCUGACAGUGCUUCAGUUGGAUUCCAAACUGCCGGGGGUAAACUACUACAAAUCAGUGAAGCUGGUAUCAAUAAAGGCAUGUCUGUGAUGAGUGAAAUCGAUGGAGAAGUGUUGAAUGAGCCAGUCUCAUUUGAUAAAAACAGUGAAUCAGUGAAAUACCAAAAAGGGAGAGGAAAUCCUGUUAAUGCUAAAGUUGGGGACAUUACAGAUAUCCUGAAUUUAUCGAAAAGGUCUGAAUCAAGGACAAUCAAGGACAAAGGUUUCCAAACAAACACCAGUAGGAAAAGUUCCUCACGAUUUCCCCCAGGGGCUAACAUUCCAAAGGGGUUCAGGCCAUUUAAACCUCCGAAAAUUACAAAGAAGCCAGAAGUCGAGAAAAUCAGUGACAAGCAGUGUAUGGAGAAAAUAACCAAAGUACCAGAUGGAUCUGUGAAACAAGUUAUAGAGGAGACAAAUGGCAAGCAUGUUGUGGAAGUGAUGAACGUCAUAGAAACAACACAAACUUCAAAAUAUAGUAAAAUUCCAUCAAAUUCAUUGGAUGAAUUUGAUGGUGAACUUCACGAACCUAUCUUUAAUACUGAUGAAGUUAGCAUCAAAAACAUUCCAGAAAUAUCCAAAAAGGACAGUGGUGAACUUCAAACAAUCCAAUCCGAUGCUUUUAAAGGCAGCAUUAAAGAUAUUCCAGAGGCAUCCAAGAAAGACGAUGUUGAACUUGCAGCAAUUAAAAUAAAUAUGGAUAAUAUUGAAGGUUGCAUCAACAACACUCCACAAGUAUCAAAGGGAAACAAAGUUCAGUCUAAAGGAUCCAGCUUAUCCACAGAUGUAGACAGUCACAGAGAUAAUUUGCCAGCAUUGAAGGAAGAGAAAACUGAUCAGGAUAUUGAGCGGUCAAUCAUGGACGAACUGUUCUCAGAGGAGCUUGAAUCUUCUCAGCAUUUUAGUCCAGGAUCUGGUAAAAUUUUGAGGUCACAGAAAUUUAGUAAAACACCAAGGAAACAAGACCGGAGAGGUGAUGUACUGCCCUCUGAAGAAUAUGAAGAGUUUUUAGAUAUAGAGGACAUGGUGUUUUGUGACGCGGUAGAACGUAAGUGUGAGAGUCUGGGAAACCAGACUUCUAAAACUGUCAAUGAAAAAUAUCCUGAAGAAUCUGUCAAGGUUGAAGAUAAGUCAAUGUCACCAGUCCAGCAUGAUAGACCUAUGACAUUAAAAACCCAGUCACCAGUACAACAUAAUGGUUUCUCAUUCUUUCAAAGUGCAUCAGGAAAAAACAUCAGUGUUUCUGAAGAAGCUGUUAGAAAGGCGAAACAAAAUUUGGAAGAUUGGUCUUCAAAAUCAACACAGGAACAUUCAGAACAGCAAACAGGAUAUUCAAAAUUUCAAAGUUCAUCUGGAAAAAAUGACUCAAUACCUGAUAGUAUUGUAUCAAAGGCAAAACAACCUACUGAUCACUCUAGAGCAAAAAAUAAUGAUUUAACAGAGAUUGUAGGUAAAGUUGUGGAGACAAUUGUGGAUUCUAAAAGUUUAUCAGGGAAAGAAUUUGAAGUAUCCGUUAAACCUUUGACAACACCAAACAUGGGAUCAGCUAAGAACAUACACAAAUCAUCAGCCGAGCACACAGAGUUUGGGGGAUUCCAAAGUGCCUCGGACAGAAAAGUGCAAGUGUUAGACGAAGCAUUGACAGAAGCCAGACAGGACAUAAGUGAUCAGUGUUCUAACGAUGGUGAAGAACCCCUACAUGAAAGAGCAGCAACAAUUAAAAAAGAAUGCCUUAAUCAGGAAUUAUUUCCCGAGUUUAGUGGAUUUCAAAGUGCCUCCGGGAGGAAGGUUAUUGUUUCCAAUAAUGCUUUAGUAAAAGCCAGACAGAACAUCACAGAUUGGUGUUCUGACGUUGGUGAAGAACCACUACAUGAAAAAGCAGUAUCAAUUAAAAAAGAAUGCCAACAUCAGGAACUAUUUCCUGAGUUUACUGGAUUUCAAAGUGCCUCGGGGAAGAAAGUCAGUGUUUCAAAUGACGCUUUUGUAAAAGCCAGACAGAAUAUCAGAGAUUGGUCUGCAGAACUGAACAUCCACCAGUCAAAUGUAAUGGAAAGCUCAACAACAUCAGGAGAUGUUGGCAUAGACUCUAAGGGAGAUAAAUCUUGUGUGACACCAAGUAAUAAGGACAUUUGUGAGGAUGUGAGCUUUUCUGGUGAUAACAAUGAAGUUAAAGAAGAAGAAUGGACAGUUCCAAAAUUAGGUAGUUUUGUUAACUCAUCAGGAAAAACAGCAAAAUCUGAUUCGGUGAAAAUUUCAGGAGAAGAAAAAAUACAGCAAGAAAAUACUGGAUUAUGUGUACAGAAUGACCAUUUUUCUCUUCAAGAAGUAAUGAAUUCUCAGUAUGAUUUUUCUCAGGAUGAAUCUAACAAUGAUGCUGAAGGAGUAUUGGGAGUAGAGGAGACAAAAUUUCAACAUUCUUCAGAAGAUGCAAAUGCCUUGAGGAAAAAUGUGAGCAUGUCUGAAAACGCUUUUAAACAUGGGAAGAAAACCAUGGAAGAUGUUGGAAAUUCUCCUUUCCAAAGUGCCUCAGGGAAAAAAGUCAGCAUAUCUGAAAAUGCUAUUGAACAUGCAAGGAAAACCAUGGAAGAUGUUGGCAGUUCACCAUUCCAAAGUGCUUCUGGGAAAAAAGUGAACAUAUCUGAAAAUGCCAUUAAACAUGUGCAACAAACCAUAAAAGAAGUUGUGAGUUCACCACUCCAAAGCACUUCAGACAAAAAAAGAAACUGUAUUGAUGAUGCCUUUCAACAUACAAAAAACAACAUGGAAGAAGUAGAAAACUCUCCUUUUCAAAGUGCUUCAGGUAAAAAGGUGAAUGUUUCUGAAAGUGCCCUUCAAAAUGCACGGAAAACUAUGGAGGAUAUAAGCAAUUUUCCUUUCAAAAGUGGCCCUGAAAAUGUACUGGACAUGCCUUCUGAGCCAAUGGAUGAAGUUAUAAAGAUAGUAAAAGAUAACUUGCCCACUGUAAUGAACAGGGAACCUAAAAUCAAUAUCGGAGAAAACUCUAUUUCUUUCAGCUCACCUUUUCAAACUGCUACAGGUAGUAAAAUCAGCAUUUCUGAAAGUUCACUACAACAUGUGAGAAAAACAACAGCAAAUCAGGAAAGUUCUUUUAAUGUUGCAAUUGAAGAUAGAAAAUCUUUGAACAGUGAUAUGCGCCCUUGUUCCGUAGAGAAAGCUGAACUUACAAAACUGGAUAAGGGACCUAGGUUAAGAUAUCAGAUAACAAAAGCAGUUUCUACUGUGAAAGAAAAGCAGUCUUCCCACAGUCUUUGUGAAGAAAACUUGAUAACACCUUCAAAGCAGAAACAGUAUAAGGGACCCAUUGCGCCAAGACCUUGCCAGCAGGGUUCAGGUUUUUCACCAUGUGUAAUGAGUAAUACAGAUAGACAAGUGUUCAUUGAAGGAAUGAACCACAGCCUAGAUGAGUUUUGUCAGCCAGACGAUUUCUUAGAGGAAAUGGAAGUCACACCCAAACGUAGGAGGGUAGAAGAAAAAGCUGGCAUUAGCAGAUCUGGAAUGGUGAAGCCAUUGAAGUGUGUCCCUGAGGCAUUCACAAGAGACAGACGGGGUACAAACUGUUCCUUCCGUGCUCGUCACAGUACAUCCACUCCAACCCAGGAGUCCGUCUCCAGAUCAGGUUUCUCGGUUUUGACUCCAUCAUCAAACAUAAAACCCCAGGCCCCUGUGAAGUCAUCCUUCCUGACCCCUUAUAAAAAACCUGACACCAGCAAAUCAGAUACUGAUGGCACCAAUCCUCAGACAUGUACAGCAACUCAGGCGGCUAAGAGAUCCACACCAAAAUUCAUACCGAAAUGUCUGUCUACACACCAGUCUAAUAUUGUGGAGUCCAAAACAUGUACUUCAGUACAGGAAAGUCCGUCUGAGAAUGAACAGGAAAAUAAAGAGGAGAAAUCGGUUAAACUUUAUAUGUUGGAGUUAUUAGAGGGUGCAAGAAAACAUCAAGCUGAAUUAUUAAAGGCCAAGGAGAAAAAUAAAAUCAGCCCAGAUCCAGGACGACUUUACACAGCAAAGAAAGGCAAAAUUAGACUAAAGAUGAGGGAUGUGAUCAAGCUACACACCAGAUACGUAGGCAGAUCUCAGCAGCACCAUCCAAGACACAAUGUUGGAAAGGUUGGGGCUGCCACAGCUGUACAACACAAGUUUUACCUGCCUGAUUUCUACACAAACUUCCAGGGAUACGUGUAUGUUGGUGACGGAGCCUAUCUCGUCCCUGAUGACAAACUUUAUGCUGGCAAGGAUGAGCUUUUCAGGGCCUUCAGUACCCUAGCGGGGGUGGACUGUCGAUUGAUCUCUGAUGUUUGGUUCUACAAUCACUAUCGAUGGCUGGUUUGGAAACUUGCCGCCUAUGAAGUAACUUCACCUCAAAAUUUUGCUGGGAGAGCUCUCACACCAGAGGUUAUCAUGCUUCAAAUGAAGUACAGGUACGACCGUGAAAUUGACAAUUGUCAAAGGUCAGCACUGAAGAAGAUAAUGGAGCGUGAUGAUACAAGCAGUAAGAGGAUGGUGCUGUGUGUUUGUGGGAUAAAUCAACCAUCACAGUCAGGCCAGACUGACAUCACCACCAAACAGGCUGACAGAGGGGAUAGACAGACAUCAGUUACCUCCAAACAGCCAUCAUCUAUCGACAAAUUGGACCCACAGGUUUGUGUAGAGCUGACAGACGGUUGGUACAGUAUAGCGGCCAGAUUAGAUGUUCCUCUGUCUGACCUGGUCAGUAAACACAGGAUACGUGUAGGAGACAAACUCUGUCUCAGCGGAGCAGAACUUCAGGGUCCUCAGGAAGCCUGUACACCACUUGAGGCACCAGCCUCACUGAUGUUGAAACUAUACACAAACUCAACUCGUCCUGCCCCUUGGGAUGCCAAGCUGGGAUACCAGAGUGAUCCUCGCCCCUUGUGUAUUUCCCUGUCAGGUCUGUAUGGCGAGGGAGGAUCCGUUGGCUGUUUAGAUGUAGUACUCGCCAGGAAAUAUCCCCAGAUGUACAUGGAAAAGCUCAGUGAGGGUGGAUGUGUGUUCAGAACUGGUCUUGCAGAGGACAAGUUUCAACACCAACACCAGCAGCACAGACAGGAAGAGAUGGAGAAACUUUAUGCCAAACUACAGAGAGAGUUUGAGUCGGAAGAUGCAGAGGAAAAGUGUAUAUCUAAAAAGAAAUGGACAAAAAGGGACGUUGAGCUGAUGCAGACUGGACAUGAGAUUUAUGAGGCUUAUUCCACGAGUAGACAGCCGGAUAUGAUAGAGGAAUAUUUGAGUGACAGACAGAGAGAUCUUCUAAUGGAACGUCGUCGUCAAGUCCAAGAUGAAAAACAACAGAAAUUACAUGCAGAAUUUCAGAAAACAUGGCAGAAAACCUCUGAAAGGACUGCCAUACCAUUGGUUAAGAUGAAGUUCGUUGGCUGUUCCAGGAAGGACAUGGAUUCCAAAGCAUCCACCACGGUGACAGUUUGGCGCCCUACACAAGAUGUGAUGGAGUUGACUGAGGGAACACGCUACAAGAUAUUUGGGUUGAAUGCCAGCUCAUCAAGAGCAAGAUUCAAGCAAUGUGACGUCCAGCUGACAGCCACCAGACAAACCAGAUUCAUGCCGGUCGCCAUUGACGAAAAUUUGCUGGACAUGGUCUAUGAACCAAGGGAGGUAUUGAAUGUGAGGGACAUAAAGUGUCGCCAGCCGCUGUACGGAGAAGCUGACUUUGUAGGAAUGGUUGUAUCUGUGUCCACACUGAAUUUUGCUGAGAGUGGGCGACACCAGGAUGUAGUCUAUGCUGUGGAUGUCAAUGGCUGUAUUCUGGGAAUCAAGUUCUGGGGUGGCCUAAAGAGUUUCUCCUUAGAAGAAGUGUUAUGCGAAGGUAGGUUGUUUUGUGCCAGUAACCUGAUGGAUAAGUCAGUGUACCGGUCGUCCAUCCUUCCUCUUCUGGAAGCUAACCUGGAGUGCUCGGCUGUCUCACAGACUUCUCAGUACCCAGCACAGAGGAGGGCCCUCGACAGACUCAAGUCUGUAUCAACGGGGACACAUGGAUUUCUGGAGACAGCUAAGGAACAUCUGUCGGCCCUACAACAGCAGAAGAAUGAAAACACAAAAAAGUUGACACCAGAAAAAAACCUGAAGCAAGGCACUCUAGACCCUCUCGACUUGGUCCUAAAAACUCCUGACGAAGGUAAACCAGUCCUAAAAACCCCAGACGAAGGUAGACCAUCCAAUCCUUCAACACAAUCUGUGGAGGAGGGCAGCAUGCCACCCGCCACCAGUAAUCGGGCAUACCAGGCGAGAAUGGCACGGCUGUUAAACUUCGGCUCACCAGCUCCUCUGUCUCCACUUGUGUCAAACACCAGUCGCUCUGUCAACAAAGUCUUUAAACCACCUGUACGGCGACGAAAAAGUCUGGGACCAAACCACUGAGAAGGUUUAAUAUCUGAAAACUUGCAUUUUAUCUGUGUCAUAGGAAUGGUUUAGUCACCUACACUGACAAAAAAGUCUGGAACCAAACCACUGAAAAGGUUUAAUAUUAAAAACUUGCAUUUUAAUUGUGUCAUAGGAAUGGUUUAGUCACCUACGCUGACAAAAAAGUCUGUGACCAAAGCCAGUAAGAAGAUUUAUUAUUUGAACAUUCAACUUGAUGUGAACAUUUUUUUCUCUCGUCUGUGCCAUAUGAAUGAUGUGAAGCCAUCUGUUUAAUGAGAGAAUAUUCUUUAACCAUUGAGAGGACUUGACAUGAAACUCUACUUAAUCUUUGUCAUAGUGAGAAGUACCCUCGGACUCAAUUUUGAAGAUGACAGACAUAAAGAAUCAUGUUGUAACUGAAAUAUCAGUGCAGAUUUAUCUUACUUAUGUUUUGGUAUUAAUAUGUGAUAGAGCUGCAUUUCAUAUCUCAGGGUAAUAUUGUCUUUUCUCCUGUUCAUUAAAAUUAAAUUUCCCAAACCAACAUUCUACUAAUGGACAUCAUCCAGGGAUUCCAUAUCUUGACAAAUUUAUUCAUUAAUCUUUAACAUACUUGAGACUCUUAUCCUCCCUUUUCUUACAUUUUAUUGCACAGCCAAAUGUCAGUUUAAUGCCUUAUACUGUAAUGUUAGAAGGGAGACAAUCACAAGCAUUUAUCUUUGUAAUUUCCCGAGUUGUGAAUUUAGUAGAUGACAUAAUUAAUGAUUUCUUACAAAGAAAAUAUCUGGUGCUUUUAUUGUUGAAAGUGGUUUUUUUUUGUUUUUUUUUACUGAUGUUCUUUCUGUGAAAUAAUUAACAAAUAAAUUGUUAUGUUUGUUAUAGUU
Pecten maximus is the source of this 8630-nucleotide messenger RNA. Its product is annotated as breast cancer type 2 susceptibility protein homolog. Gene Ontology annotation, biological process: double-strand break repair via homologous recombination; regulation of DNA-templated transcription. NCBI's taxonomy places the organism in Eukaryota, Metazoa, Mollusca, Bivalvia, Pectinida, Pectinidae. The record is from RefSeq and is a predicted model, not a curated record. The transcript is spliced from 21 exons. Bases 25 to 7767 code for a protein of 2580 amino acids.